Molecule: messenger RNA, 1126 nt
Organism: Lycium barbarum (goji berry)
Lineage: Eukaryota; Viridiplantae; Streptophyta; Magnoliopsida; Solanales; Solanaceae
Product: vesicle-associated membrane protein 721-like
Exons: 5
Coding region: 164-832 (222 amino acids)
Biological process (GO): vesicle-mediated transport
Cellular component (GO): membrane
Source: RefSeq, a predicted model, not a curated record
AAUCACUUUCUCUGUCUAACAAAAAUAAAAAAAAAGGCACAAGGAUAUAGAGAGAGAAGUGUAUCUAUCCAUAGUCUAUACUUUUCCUCUCCUUUGAAAUUCAACUUUGUUUACUUCCUAAGCAAAACCCAAAGAAACCCCAGAUCGGCAAUCAGGUUAUCAAAUGGGUCAACAAAAGGCUUUGAUCUAUGCUUUUGUGGGUCGUGGGAAUGUAAUAUUGGCUGAAUACACUGAUUUCAGUGGUAACUUCAACUCUAUAGCUUAUCAGUGCCUUCAAAAGCUGCCUGCUUCAAAUAACAAGUUCACUUAUAACUGUGAUGGUCAUACCUUCAACUACCUUGUCGAUAAUGGAUUCACAUACUGUGUCGUUGCUGAGGAGUCAGUUGGAAGGCAAGUUCCAAUAGCCUUUUUGGAGCGUGUUAAGGAUGAUUUUGUGUCAAAAUAUGGUGGUGGAAAGGCUGCGACAGCUCCACCAAAUAGCCUGAACAAGGAAUUCGGCCCUAAGUUGAAGGAGCAUAUGCAGUAUUGUGCUGAACAUCCUGAGGAAAUUAGCAAACUUGCCAAGGUGAAAGCCCAGGUUUCAGAAGUUAAGGGUGUUAUGAUGGAAAACAUUGAGAAGGUUCUUGAUCGUGGAGAAAAGAUAGAGCUUCUUGUUGAUAAGACGGAGAACCUUCAUCACCAGGCACAGGACUUCAGAAAUACGGGAACCCAAAUCCGGAGGAAAAUGUGGCUGCAAAACAUGAAGAUCAAGCUGAUAGUGUUAGGCAUCCUGGUAGCUUUGAUCCUCAUCAUUGUUCUCUCAGUUUGCCAUGGAUUCAAUUGUGGAAAGUGAGCAUAUUUCUGUUGUGAUGCUACAGUUCUACGAAAAGCUUUGUCCUAUAUCAGCAUUUACGAAUAGAGACGAUGUUAUGUUCUGUAUGUAUUAGCCUACUAAGAGUACUCAAUAUUUCUGUUUGCUGGAGCAGAAAGGAUCCGUUUUUCUUUUCUUUAUGUUUGGGUCUAAAUGUCGUAGUAUAUGAUGCCGCCAUUGAGAGGUCAUUUUGUGCUGUCAAUGAUUUGUUCCUUUUUAGAAGAAAAAGACCUGCAAUGCUCGACACUCUUAUUAAUGAAAUUCAAUUUUCAUCAA